UAUUUGGCAACUCAUUGGAUCCACAUGUGGUCCUUUUCAGGCGUACAUCAGCUGGUCGCAAGUCAUACUUGUUCACUUCCACUUGGUUUACUUUGGUCAGAACUGUAAACGGAACUGAAAUUUUGGUCACCCUAACUAUUGGUUCCUGUAAAUUAGCAGGAUAAUUUGUUCAUCAAUUCAGUUAGUCGAAAAACCGAACACCUUUCCCUCCCUUGGAGCAUCCCAUCCAGCCUAUAACAACCUCACCCAUGGGCAUUACUUGCAUGACAAGACAGAAACCCAAAAACAUAAACAUAUGCACUAGCAUUAUGCUACUACAACUGUUUUCUGUCAUCAAAAAAAUACUUGCAUGCAAAUUUAUACUCCAUGCAAAUUUAUACAUUAAAUUUGUCUGGGCAGAUCCGUGGUAAUGCGGCCCAGUCGGCCCAUUGUCUACCCAUCUGUUUGAUCCAUUUAAGAUCAGAAGAAAGGGUACCCUCAAAAAAAAAAGAUCAGAAGGGGGCAAGACCUAGAUCCCAUCCUUCCAUCCCAGUUCUCCCAGCCGCCAGUCCUGGCCGCCGCAGUAACCGAUUCGAUUCGUCGAGUCCUCCCCUGCUGCAGUGACAGGGCAGGUAAAUGAGGGCGGCGCGGCAGUUCGUGAACGUGGUGAUGCGCACAGGCACCACCUACUCGGUGAGCCGCAUCAAGCCUGAGGAGAAGCUCUUCUACGCAUCCGUAGAGGAAGCGCGAGCCGCGGCGGCGCCCAAGAAGAAGAUUCCGGCCCUGUCGAGGAUGCCCGCGCCCAAGCUCAGGCUCGAGGCGUACCGCCUGGACGACAUGCGGCUCGAUUUCCUGCCCUUGUACGGGCGAGGCGGCGGCGGCGACAGCAGCGGCGCGGUCCUCUCCGUCGACUCGGCAGGCCACACCAUCCUCUGCGACGCGAGCUCGGGCUGCGUCCAGCCUGCCCCCAACCUCGGCGAGCCCAAGGGGGACAGCCCCAUCUCGUUCACCAUCGCUCGCGCCGGCGGCCCCGACCCCCGCGUCGCCGUGGCUCUGUACGUCAUGGACAGGUUCCCCACCGGCCGCAGCUCCUGCAGCUUCGAGUCCCUCGCCUACGGCGAGAACAGCUGCUGGGAGUGGAGCCGGCUCCCGCCGCCGCCCUACGUCAACGACCCGGCCUACGACUGCACCGCUAUCCACUCCUACACGCUGCUCAAUGCAGGCUCCACCAUCUGCGUAUCCUCCUCCGGGCGCAGCCCCGUCGGGACCUACUGCUUCGACACGGCUAGCCGCCAGUGGAGGAAGGCUGGCCGCUGGGCGCUGCCCUUCUGCGGCAGGGCCGAGCAUGUCCCCGAGCUUGGCAACCUCUGGUUCGGCAUGGCUGACAGCAGCCCCAACAACCUGUGCGCGUCGGACCUCUCCAGCCUCGACGACGGGGCUCCCAGGAUGCUACGCGAGUGGCAAGUCCUAGACCCGCCUCGGGGCUGGGUGCAAAUAAGGGGCUGCCUGCUCUACCUGGGAGCCGGCAGGUUUUGCAUCAACAAAGUUUUCGACAUUGGGGUCGAGGGCAGGACCAAGAGUGACAAGCAGGCUGCUGUCAUCACCGGUGUGGAGGUGGUACAUGAUGAAACAGCCCAACUCCAGAUGAUCAAGCACAAGUCCUGUGUCAGCUAUGCAGGCAUCCAGUGUAUCCUUUAGAUCAAUAGUGCUCCUCCCAUAUGAGUUGUUUUCUUCUUUCUCUAACCAUGUUCUUAGACUGCGGCAGUUCACAGCACCAUGUAUAUUAAUUGUGCUCAGUUCCUUCUUAUAUGUAUGAUACAGUUUGCUGUUCCAACUUCA
Molecule: messenger RNA, 1818 nt
Organism: Aegilops tauschii subsp. strangulata
Lineage: Eukaryota; Viridiplantae; Streptophyta; Magnoliopsida; Poales; Poaceae
Source: RefSeq, a predicted model, not a curated record